Molecule: messenger RNA, 291 nt
Organism: Cylicostephanus goldi
Lineage: Eukaryota; Metazoa; Nematoda; Chromadorea; Rhabditida; Strongylidae
Source: the annotation of a GenBank genome assembly
UGUUUUGUACGACAGUAUGGAGCAGUGAAGGUGGCUGAAGCAGGAAUUCACCUCAAUGGACAACUUAGCCUUGGUGAGAACAUAGCAGACAAUGGAGGCGUAAAAACUGCAUUCAAUGCAUAUAGAGCUUGGCGAGCUAACACUUCAGCCGAAGAGCCAGCUCUUCCGGGUUUCCAGAAUUUUACAAGUGAACAGAUGUUCUUCCUUGCUUAUGCUAAUGUGAGUUUCCUCUCUUUACGAAAUGAUAACUUUUGUAUGCUCCGAGCCUCGAAUAUACUACGAUUUUUUUGA